Molecule: messenger RNA, 1159 nt
Organism: Daldinia caldariorum
Lineage: Eukaryota; Fungi; Ascomycota; Sordariomycetes; Xylariales; Hypoxylaceae
Product: putative plasma membrane proteolipid 3
Exons: 3
Coding region: 444-617 (57 amino acids)
Cellular component (GO): membrane
Source: RefSeq, a predicted model, not a curated record
UGGAUAUGCAUCAUAGUUUCCGGGGGCCUGAGGCCAAGGAAUACAAGGAACGGCAUCUCUUUCCCGUUCACAAAGGACAACCCAAGCCAGACCAGGCCCAAGACCAACCCAUUAGUGUACAAAAAUCCGUACAUAUUUUCUGCAUUGGAUCAGUACCUUGCCGUAGUGACUCAAUACCAUUCCCAAUUCAUUAACAAGCCUUGGAGGAACUUUGUGCAGUACUAGUAUCACUUAUUUAAACUGUAUCCCCCCUCGGUCAUCUCCAUAACUCUUUCUCGUUUUACAUACAUAUUUCUAAAGUCCAGACCAAGUCUAAGACCAAAACUAAAAAAACCCAAUCCAAAUCCAAAUCUGAGUUAAACGAAGCAUAAAGCUAUCGAAACUUCAUAUACUACCAAAAAAUACCAAUCUAAAUUCGUCCAAACCAACCGAAAUCUCACAUAAUGCCUUUCACCGCAAGUGAUAUCUGCAAGAUCCUUCUUGCCAUCCUCCUACCGCCUCUAGGCGUCUUCUUAGAGCGAGGAUGUGGUGCCGACUUCUGCAUUAACGUCCUGCUCACCAUUCUCGGUUACAUCCCGGGUAUUCUGCACGCGCUGUAUAUUAUUCUGAAAUAUUAAAAGACCGCUCGAGUAAACAUAUUCCACCACGGCUUUGCUUUAUUUUUCAGUGAUGCAGCAGCAGCAACAACAACAACAGCAGCGAACAGCAUAGCAAGCAAGAAGAUUCCACCCAUAGAAACGGCGCCUGAAAGGUUGGACCAAUCAUGCAGUAGCGUAGGGGUUCAUGAUUUCCCGGCGGCGUUUGCGUGGAUCCAGGUCUAUGGCUCUUCUUUUCCCAUUUCUUUGAAAGCCAAUGGUGGGGGCGCAAUGGCAUGACAAUUGGGGGGAAAUCUUGGCUUUGAUCGACGUCACUCGAUUUCUUUUCCAUGCGGCCAUGUUUCAACCUCUCAGCCCGAUUCAUUAUUUCCGAUGGCGCGAUUGUAUCUGUUUCCUUACUCUAUUCUUAAUCAAAGCCGCGAUGAUUCACUGGAAGGAAGGCUGGAAGGGAGUUAGGCUGAGGAUCCGGCUCUGCUGAGCAUCGAUUGCUUGCGACAUGUAUUCAUGACGAUUUUUAGACUUCCUCCUAGCAUUAAUGAUUACGAACUUCGAUACCCCGAUAC